Molecule: messenger RNA, 975 nt
Organism: Talaromyces atroroseus
Lineage: Eukaryota; Fungi; Ascomycota; Eurotiomycetes; Eurotiales; Trichocomaceae
Product: Arginase
Exons: 3
Coding region: 1-975 (324 amino acids)
Cellular component (GO): nucleus; cytoplasm; cytosol
Molecular function (GO): manganese ion binding; arginase activity
Source: RefSeq, a predicted model, not a curated record
AUGACUGCUCCAUCGACAAUCAAGCAGCGCUUCCUAUCUCACCCCGGCGACCUGGGUGUCGUAGCUGUCGGCUUUUCCGGCGGGCAGUGCAAAGCUGGAGUCGAAGCGGCGCCGAUGGCUCUGAUCGAAUCUGGACUCCUUGACCAACUUCGUGAAGACCUUACCUAUGACGUGCACUACGACAACAUUGUCCAUGACUAUGCGGACCUCAAGCCCGCCGAGGACCCGGAUCACCGGGGCAUGAAAAAGCCACGCGCAGUGAGCGCGGUGACCGAGAAGCUCAGUCAACAAGUGUACGAACAUGCCAAGGAGGGGAAGAUGGUUCUGACUCUCGGGGGUGACCACUCGAUUGCGAUCGGGACGAUUUCCGGAACCGCCAAAGCCAUCCGCGAGCGACUGGGACGAGAAAUCGCGGUCAUCUGGGUAGAUGCACAUGCCGAUAUCAAUCUGCCGGAGGAAAGCCCCAGCGGUAAUAUUCAUGGCAUGCCUGUGGCUUUCCUUACGGGGCUCGCCAAGGAGGAAAAGAAGGACAUUUUCGGCUGGCUGCAGAGUGAACACCGUUUAAAUUUGAAUAAGCUGGUGUAUAUUGGGCUGCGCGAUGUCGAUCGUGGAGAGAAGAAGAUUCUCCGAGACCACGGUAUCAAAGCUUUUAGCAUGCACGACAUCGACAGGCAUGGAAUCGGCCGUGUGGUCGAGAUGGCGCUUGCACACAUUGGCAACGACACCCCGAUACAUCUGUCAUUCGAUGUCGACGCCCUCGAUCCGCAAUGGGCACCUAGCACUGGCACUCCAGUCCGCGGAGGCCUUACUCUCCGCGAAGGUGACUUUAUCUGUGAAUGCGUGCACGAGACUGGGAACCUGGUUGCUAUGGACUUGGUCGAGGUAAACCCCAGCUUGGAAGCAUUGGGCGCCAGCGACACCAUCCGCACGGGCUGCUCGCUGGUUCGUAGCGCGCUGGGCGAUACUCUCUUAUAA